AUGCAUUACUCCUCGACGCUGAAAGCAUUCCUCCUCCCGGCACUGGCCCUUAUACCCUAUUACGCUGUUGCAGACGACUGCCAGCCCAUUACCUGGAAACGAAGCGCUCAGGGGGACAUCACAUGUCGUUACGAGACGGAGACUUCUGCCGAUAUCAGCGCUGCCUCGUGCGCGAUGUACGCGGCCAUUUAUGGCAUUGACACUGAUACGUUCUUGUCUCUGAACCCUGAGAUCGAUAGCGCCUGCUCCAACAUCCAGCCCAACACCAAGUACUGUGUCAAGGGCUGGAUCCAGGCCACGCAGGCCUCAGACGACGGCCUAUGUGGUAUCGCUCACGGCAACCAUACCUGCUCAGACACCGUCGCGCCAUGCUGCAAUAUCCAGACCGGUCGCUGCAGCAGCUCCAGCGAAGACUGCACCACCCCAAUUUGCGACCUGCGCUUUUCCACCCAGUGUAUUACAGACAGUGCAGGAAGCAUUAGUAGUACUGAAGCUGUUACGAGCUCUUCUUCCUCCUCCUGCUGCAACACCAAGGGCCUCUGCGGAGACGGUUUGGACUUCUGCGGUACCGACGUCUGCGCGUCCGGUAACUGCACAAUCAACAUCGUCGAAAUCCCGAAAAUGCCCGGGGUAACCGUGGUCCCCUGGCAGAAGGGCAACACGCCUGACGGAACCUGCGGCGGUUCCGGCGGCUACACGUGCGACGUCCUCUUUGGGAACUGCUGCGGCGCCCACGGCGUCUGCGGGAGUGACGAGGGGGCCUGUGGCCAGGGUUGGUGA
Molecule: messenger RNA, 780 nt
Organism: Colletotrichum orchidophilum
Lineage: Eukaryota; Fungi; Ascomycota; Sordariomycetes; Glomerellales; Glomerellaceae
Exons: 3
Coding region: 1-780 (259 amino acids)
Molecular function (GO): chitin binding
Source: RefSeq, a predicted model, not a curated record